GAAGCGGUACCGUUGCUUUGGGGUUUGAAAGUAGAGUUUCUAGGGUUGGGCUUUUGGCGGGUGGGCGGGUGCAUUAAGCCCCUUACUCAAAACAUGGGCGGUGCUGCAAAGCAUCUACAACCCCUCAAACCCCGCUCUCCCCAAACUUCCUCUCCUCACCACCCACACAACCGCCGUCGCAGCAGCCGCCACCACCACCAUCAUCACUUCCCCCAAGGUUCUUUAGUUGAAGUCCGGACUGACGAGGAAGACUUCAAAGGGGUCUUUUUCUCUGCCACCGUUCUUCCACCCCCAAAGAAAGGCAGUAAAAAGAAAUCCGAGAAACUCUACGUCGAGUACAUCGAUUUGUUGGCUGAUGAAGAUGGGUCCGAUCGCCUGAGAGAAUACGUCGACAUCUCUUUCGUGAGGCCCCCGCCGCCAUUGCAAGAGAUUGUCAAGGGUUUCGAACCAGACGACGUCGUUGACGCCUUUUACAAGGAUGGUUGGUGGACAGGUGUCGUAUCCCGAGUAGUGGAAGGUGGUCAAAGGUUCGUCGUAACGUUUCAAUACCCACCCGACGAGCUCGAAUUUGGGCUCGCCGAACUUAGGGUUCACUGGGAUUGGGUUAAUGGGAGCUGGGUCCGGCCCGGGAAGCAGAAUAUAGCAGGAUCAAUGUUUGACGUGGGGAGAACAGUAGAAGUAUCAUUUGACAGAGAAGAUCGUCGAGAUGCUUGGUUUCCAGCCACGAUUCAGGAAGACUUGGGAAAAGGAGCUUUUGUGGUGGAGUACUGUAGUGAAGAUACUGAUAACAAGGUUGAGGCACUUAAAGUAACAAUUGACUCCCCCCAUCUCAGACCUUGCCCUCCGCUUCUCAAGGAGAAGAAUUUUGAUUUAUUGGAAAAAGUUGAUGCAUUCUUUAAUUUUGGCUGGUGGAGUGGGGUUAUUACAAAAGAGCUUGAGAAUAGUAGGUAUGUUGUAUUCUUUAAGCAAAUGAAAAGGGAUAAGGAAUUCUAUCAGUCAGAAUUAAGACCUCAUAUGGAAUGGAAGGACGGCAAAUGGUUCACUUCUUCCCAGAUGAUGGAAUGCAUGGACACGCACCCUUGUAAAUUCCAGUGCCACUGUGGCCACUGUCCAGUGAACUAUUCAGGUGAUAGGAAGGACUCUUGUGAUAGAAAAAGUCCCUCCUCAUCGACAUUGAGGAAGGGUCAGCUUGAGCAACUAACUUCUGAUGAUAAGAAAAUGUCACACAUGACUGCAUCUGUGAUAAAAAGAAGACAGAAUUUAUCUGAUUCGUGGGGUGCUCUUUCUCAGCCUCUGAAAAAGCUCGAGGAAGGAAAUGUACUUGGAUCAAGUCAACAAGUUACCCAUGAUAGAUCAACUGAAGAGAUGUGUGUUUCUGUAAGCCCAGUCUCUAUAAAUUAUAAAGCUAGCUCUGCAAGACAAACUGCUACUGGGGAUUGUUCCUCGGAUCAACCUUCCUGGGGGAGGAGACUUCGGAGAAAGCAAAGAAACAUAGAUGCAACAGAAAAAUUUGGAGAGGUAGUUAACCUCACAUCCAGCUAUGACUAUGAGCCAAAAUUGCAACUUGAAAGUCUGGAACUCAAUAUUGAAGGGAAGGAGCCAGAUGCUUUGGGAAACACAACCCCUGUUCAAAAUGAGCAAGUAAAAGAAGAAGGCGAGCGUCCUGUCAUCAUAGGUUUGCCAUGUACAGAAAUGGGUAGCUCUGAAUUUGGAAGAAAGGGUAAGAGAGGGUCUCGUUCCAGCAGCAAGUUGAUUAUGAAUCCUGGGAAUGGCCAGAUGCAGCAACUUAAUGAUUCCACAAUUCUGAAAAUGAAGGAUAGCAGGCAAUUAGAAGUUGUUGAAUUCAGUGAGAGGAGAAAGAGGGGAAGGCCACGAAAACUGCAGAUCGAAAGCAUUCGAACUUCAGUGGCAGAAAAUGGAGUUGUUGGUUCAGAUGAUGUCUACAGAAAAGAUGAUGAACCACAUAGAGUUCUUGAAGUGGAAGUGAUGGAGGUCACACUACGUAAUCAGGAGAAGACGGUUUUCAACAAUGACAAACUAACUAAUGGUCGGUCGGGUCCCAAAAGUAAAGAAGGAAGUGUUAUGAAAAGAACUUUUGCUAAAAUGCAUAACGAAAAAGUUGUAAAAGACUCCAUCACAGUGCAAGAGAAUAGUUCAUUUAAGAGAGGAAGAAGACGGGUUAGAGGUGAAAAGAUUGCACUCCAAGUUCAAGAUUCGUUAGACUCAUCUGGAAGGAAAAUGAUGGAAGUUAACUGCACUGUGGAAGUAAACAAAGUUAUCUGUGAUGCACCCAGCAAUGAGCUUGAUGAUGAACCACUUUCAAAGUGGAUUGAGGGGAUGCACUCUUCAUCUUUUAUUGAUGGCUCAAGACCGUCUCCUGUGAGCACUAUGGAGGAAUGCAUAGGAAAUGGCGAGAAGCAAAGAGAUAACAUUGUGUUAGAAGAGGACGGUGGGAAGCAGCCUGAAAAUGGAAAGGGAGCUUCUGUGUCUGUUGAUGAAGGCUCAAUAGUUCCAUGCGAGCAGCAAAGCUUGCCUUUUGUGAAAAACACGGUUCUUUGGAAAACAAUAGAGUCCAUGGAAGUUUUCCAAAGGAUACCACAAAGGCCACAUUUCCAGCCUUUAGAAAAUUUUAGAGAAAGUUCGCGGGAAGGCCUGGCUAUAGGUUACAUGGUAACCUUUUCCAGUGUGGUGGAAAAAACCUCCAGAUUGCAGGUCAAUGAUCCUAAAAGCAUCACAGAUGACAUUCUGGAGACACUUGCUGACUUGGAAAGACAGGGGUUUGAUGUUAGGGCUGUACGGGAACGUGUAGCUGAGUUGCUCUCCGUGAAAGAUAAACAGGAAAGGCUUGUAGAUGAGGUGGAUAAACUUAAUAACCAAAUUUUAGAGCAUAAUCGUGAGAAAAGUAGGAUUGAUGAAGAGAUACGGGAGAUCAACGAGCAUAUAGGGAAGUUGCAACAAAAACUUUCACUUGCUGAAUCAGCCAAGGAAAAGGAGGAUGAUGAGAUUGCUUCUUUGCUGGCUAGACUGAAGGAAACUGAAGAAAGCAUCAACAAGGUGGGGCGGGAUUUUGAAGGCAUAGCUGCUUCUAGGUUGUGAUAAGUAUAGAAACCCUGGAGAUCCUGCAACCUUGUCAUACUUCUUGCCUCUUGUUGAUUGGGAAGUACAACUGUGUAGGUCACAAGGCUAGUCCAGUGCUGGAUGUUUGUAUAUUCCGAGCUCUUGUAAAGGUGCUAAGCUCCUCACUUAGAUUGUUUUCUAUUCCAACAGUAGGAUCCUAAGUCCAUUUCAAUUUAUUUGCUGUAAUGACCGUGUAAAGAACCAUUCGUAGCUUUGUGCAGUAGGCUUAUGAUAUAAGGGAACUAGUUCUGAUGCUUGAAAAUCA
Sesamum indicum (sesame) is the source of this 3382-nucleotide messenger RNA. RefSeq names its product DUF724 domain-containing protein 6. Lineage: Eukaryota; Viridiplantae; Streptophyta; Magnoliopsida; Lamiales; Pedaliaceae. The record is from RefSeq and is a predicted model, not a curated record.